UUUGAAGAACAGCUUAUAGCCAUCAAAUAACUUGUCCCUUUUUUCUCCCUCUUUCUUUAUUAUACUUAUGGAAGCAAUAAGGAUUGUUACGAAUGGUAUCCUGUGUUCUAUUGCACUAUGGGGGCAUUCAACAUGCAUUGUAGCCAUUCAAUGGCUCUCCAUUUUUAUCUGGCCUUUCUCUCUAAAAUACUAUUACAAGUUCCAUGCACAUUUAAUGAGGCAGUGGGCUCAGAAUUUGUUUCAAGUGAUGCAUAUGUUUGCACCGGGAGAACUCAUUAUCACAUUUGAUGAAAGCUGUACAGAAGGAAACUCUGAAUUUACGGAGCACGAUACAGAAGCAUUAGAAAAGAUCUUGACUCGUAACAAGCAUGGUGAAGUAGUUGGAAUAUCUUUUCCCGAGAAACUGAUUAUGAUUGCUAAUCAUCAGAUUUAUGCAGAUUGGAUUUAUAUUUGGUUUUUAGCUUAUUUGUCUAAAGCACACGGAUCAUUGAAGAUCAUGUUGAAAUAUAGUUUGAGUCUUGUACCUAUUUACGGAAUGGGCAUGAAAUUCUUUGAAUUCAUCUUUUUAAGACGCAAGCUUGAAUACGACAAGGAUAAUAUUAUCAAUAACCUUCAAAAAACUAAAAAAAGAAAUCGCCCAUUAUGGCUUGUUUUGUUUCCUGAAGGAACAGUUAUUUCUGAUGAUGCCCGUCAAAAAUCAAAAAAUUAUGCUACUAAGCUUCACAUGGAUGACUUUAAAUUUACGCUUUUGCCUAGAACAACAGGCCUAAUGUUAUGUAGAGAUACACUCGAUAAUAGUGUAGAAUGGCUUUAUGAUCUUACCAUUGCCUAUCCCGGUAUAGAGCCCGGAGAAAAUCCAGAAGAUGUCAUGACCAUGAAACGUAUUUUUUGUGAGGGUAAUGGACCUCAUAAGAUCCAUAUUCAUAUUCGUCGAUACCGUUUGGACACUCUACCUUCAGGCACAGAAAACUUCACUCAAUGGUUACUGGAGCGUUGGGCAGAAAAAGACAAGCGUCUUGUCUAUUUCAAUCAACAUGGCAGCUUUCCUGAAGAAAGCGAUCUGGACAAUGAUCGUUGGUUGGGCCAUCAUAGGACAAUCAAAGUCCAACUCGCAUUACAGCAUGUCUUGCGUGAAUGCUUUGGUUAUUGGUUCUACUUUAUCUUGUAUAUCCCUAUUAUCUUCUUAAUUCGUUACUUGUUUACUUUCAUUUAUGCAACUUAUUUUCAAUAACAAGUCACU
Molecule: messenger RNA, 1240 nt
Organism: Gilbertella persicaria
Lineage: Eukaryota; Fungi; Mucoromycota; Mucoromycetes; Mucorales; Choanephoraceae
Product: acyltransferase-domain-containing protein
Exons: 5
Coding region: 68-1231 (387 amino acids)
Cellular component (GO): endomembrane system
Molecular function (GO): acyltransferase activity
Source: RefSeq, a predicted model, not a curated record